AUGGCAAAGAAAAAGUCCAAGGUCGUGUCCAACCGUGGCUAUGCCACUACAUCAGCGCCCUCCAGAAAGAUAGAACCAGCGCCCAAAGCUGCUGAGGCAGUUACAGAAACAGCAUCUCCUGCAAAAGAGCCACAGGAUCCUUUCCAGGACAUUUUGACACCUGCCGCAGACACACCAGCAGCGCUUGAAGCAAAACCAGCAACGGAACCAACUGAAGACCCAGUGAUGAAAUUGAUGAAAAAGUACGAAUCAUUGAACGACCAUAAAGCACAGGUCGCAUUGGAGCGAUUGCUUAAGGAAGAUCCACAAGUGCAGCAACUUGCACCAGACAGACUCAAAAAGUUUCGCCUAACAGCAGAGCUGGAAAAGGAACUACUUCAAGUGAUCAAGCACAAGCACGGUGAUAUCUUUGGUAAAUUUGACCAGCCAGUCUUGAACAAUGCAAACGAGUACGAGAAGGAAAAAGUGGUCAGCCAAUUUGACGUCUUGUAUCGAGUGUUGAUCAAGCUUGGAUUCGACGAUGAAGAUGUGGCUGCUUCGUUUGAAGCCACUUUCUCCAAGUCUAUCGAUGAUCAUUUGGAUUGGCUUUGUGUUAAUGUACCUUAUGAAAGAAUGCCCAUUGGUUUCUUUGACAAGUAUUUCAAUGAGAAUGGGGAUGAUGAACAGUUGGUUUUACUAUCAAAUCAAGGCAAAAACAACAAGCAUGUGUUUGACAUGGAGCCAGCCAAAGAGGAAGAGCCAGCCGUGCUGGUGGAAAAGAAGUUUAACAAGCAGGAGGAGGACGACCAUGCCAUGAGAUCUCGUAUCUUGCAAGCAGCACAGCAGUACAUGGAUGAGGAGGAGGAUCUAGACAUCAAUGAACAAUAUGCCAAUACCAAACUGCAGCUGGCCGACCUGGAAAAACUGCUUCCAAACACAAACAAGGAUGAUGACAGUAAAAAGAAGAAGAAAAAGAAGUCUGCUGCUGAUUCAGAUGCUCAAAAGCAACCUAUUGUUCUCACUGACGCUCAACUCGAAAAGACAAGAAAGGACAUCAAGAAAUUAAAGGACAAAUUAGCUAGUUUAGAAGCUGAUUGGGAUUUUGAUAAAAAGGCAGCACAGGAAUUAUAUACAGAGAAGGUCAUGGCAGUUGCAGAAAAAAACCGUCAGGAAAAAAUAGAGGCUCAGGCACAAUUGAAGAAAAAGCAGCAAGAGGAAGCAGAGGCAUCCAGCGCUGCCACGGAGGAGGCAUCAGAAAAGGUGGAUGAUGAUGACGAGGGUGGAUUGUUUGGAGGUUUAAUGUUGGGAGAAGAAGAGGAAGCUGCCAUCAUGGCUACUACAACCACACCUACGACCGCAUCUACCAAUUGGAAUAUAGUGGAUCUCAGUGUGUCUAAAUCUUAUGUGGGUAGAUAUCCAAAAGACAUUAUGUUGGAUCACUGCAACAAGCAAAAAUUGGGAAAGAUCUCAUACAAUGCAACAAAUGAAGGCUCUGGUAUUUGGAGAGCCACUGUCAAAAUAGCUAAAGACGGCUACAAUCUUUUACUCAAGUAUGAGCUGCCUGAGGCAACCGGAGCAUCCAGUAAGCAAGAUGCUAUACAAUUGAUUGCAGCGUAUGCUCUUUUUGAAAUGGAUCCCACAUCGUCAGUAUACAAAGUGUUGCCUGUUACUUAUAGAAAUAUCUGGCAAACUUGGGCAGAAGAAAAGAAACUUCGUGAAGAUGGCCCUAGACUGGAAGCAGAGAGAAAGAGAUUAGCAUUGCUGGUGGAUCUGGUUGAAAGAUCUGCUGUCAAAUCCAACGCCAAACGCAAUUCAAUUACAGACGAUAUAUCAGAUACCAUUAUCAGUGACAAGGCUGUUACCAGUUCCAAGCAAAAAGUGCAGAAGCAACAAAAGAUGUUUGAUCGAGUCAAGCAAAACUUUGGCAAGCGCUUAGAUACCAAAGACUAUAUGGCCAUGAAGGACAAGAGAAAGGAUUUGCCCAUUACUGCUCACAGACAAGAGAUUUUAGACCUUGUCAAGAAUAACCAAGUGCUGAUCAUAUCUGGUGAAACUGGUUGUGGUAAGAGUACUCAAGUACCUCAAUUUCUAGCAGAGGAUCUAUUGAUGGGAUGCUUUGAUGGAGGAUCUGUUAUCUGUACUCAGCCACGUCGUAUCUCUGCCAUGUCCAUUGCCAACCGAGUCUCUGCUGAGAUGGGUGAUCGCCCCAGAAGUACAGGCAGUCGUGAUGCGAUGGUGGGCUAUCAGAUUCGAAUGGAAAACAAGGUCUCUGCUGAAAACGUCCUGCUGUUCUGUACAACUGGUAUUCUGUUGCGUCGACUGGAAAGCGACACGUAUCUGGAGGGCGUUACGCAUGUUGUGGUGGAUGAAGUGCAUGAACGUACCAUUGAAAGUGAUUUCUUGCUGGUCGUGUUGCGAAAACUGUGCCGUCUUCGUACGGAUCUCAAGGUGAUUUUGAUGAGUGCCACAGUAGAAGCAAGUCGAUUCUCGCAGUACUUUGGUAAUUGUCCAGUAGUCUCUGUGCCUGGUAGAACCUACCCUGUACAUGUGCAGUUUCUGGAGGACAUUGUGCAAGAUACAGGCUAUGUGCUGGAAGAAGAUUCGCCUUUUGCAGUAAGACGUGCGCGAGUCAAGACAGAGUCUGGCAAUAUCAAUGUCUCUGGCCAGCAUGGUUCGUCCAAGCGUGUCCACUAUGAGAUGUUUGAGGAAGACUCUGAUGAUGAUGAUCCUUACGACCCUACCCGCAUUGAAUCCAAGCUCACAGUCGAAUCAGCAGCCUCUACGGACACAGAAGAUGAUGAUGGCGAGACUAAAAAGUACAAUCGACAGACCAGAAAGAUGAUUAAACGCAUGGACGACAAGAAAAUCAACUAUGAUUUGAUCCUGGAGCUGCUGGAUCACAUUUGCAUACCUAAAAAGAGCAAGACAGGAGAGGAUAUUGCAGCAGACAAGGCCAAUGAACUGCAAACCAAAGGAUUCAACGUGCCGGAUACAGGCGCUAUUCUCGUAUUUUUGCCGGGUAUGAACGAGAUUCGCAAGCUGUAUGAUCUCGUUUCCAGUCAUAACGUGUUUGGCGAUGAAAAGAAGUUUUUGCUGAUUGCACUGCAUUCUGCCCUCUCAUCUGAACACCAAGAAAAGGCGUUUGAUGUACCUCCUGAGGGUGUCCGAAAGAUUGUAUUUUCUACCAACAUUGCAGAAACUGGCGUUACCAUCAGUGAUGUUACGAUUGUCAUUGAUACGGGCAUGGCCAAGGUGGUCAGCUACGACGACGAAAAGAGAGUUACUCGUUUGUUGCAGAAAUACGUAGCCAAGGCGAAUGCGCGUCAACGGCGUGGUCGUGCUGGUCGUGUACAAGAAGGUGUUUGUUUUCAUCUGUUUACAGAAAAGAAGUUUGAAGAGCUACCUACCUACGAAACACCAGAGAUCCUCCGUUUGCCCUUGGAGGAGCUGUGUCUUCGUAUCAAGGUGUGUGGUUUGGGUGCUAUUCGUGAUGUUCUGGGUGCAGCACUGGAUGCGCCUACCAGCAAGAUGAUUGACAACGCCAUCUUGACGUUGCAAGAAGUACAAGCCUUGUCUACCGAUGGCAAAGAGACAUUGACGCCCUUGGGUUCACAUUUAGCCAACCUGCCUGUGGAUGUUCACAUUGGCAAGAUGAUCCUGUUUGGCGCCAUCUUCCGCUGUCUCGACCCCAUCCUGACUAUUGCUGCUGCCCUCAGCUUCAAGAGUCCCUUUGUCAGACCCUUUGGUAAAGAAGACGAGGCCGAUGCCGCUCGUGAUCGAUUCCGUGUGCAAAACUCUGAUUUCCUGACCAUUUACAAGGCGUACCACGUUUGGCGUGAACAUUUGAUCGACUUGCGCGAAAACAAGGCUACCAUCUCAAGUUUGCAGAGAAAGAUGCGCCAAUUCUGUAAAGAAAACUUCUUGAGCGAGCAAAACCUAGAGAUGAUUGAAGACAUGAAGCGUCAGUACAUGGAGCUGCUGGUCAGUAUUGGCUUUGUCAAGUCGACAGACAAUGAUUAUCUCGCUCAGUUUGACGUGAAGCGACGAGGCAUUCAGCUGUGUAAAAUGCCAGAAACAUACAACACGUACAGCUUCUCCCUGCCAAUCAUCAAUGCUGCGCUAACCGCUGGUUUAUAUCCCAAGAUUGCAGAAUACGCACCCACCUCCAGACAGAUUAUCAACAAGAAUUUGGAGCUUUCGGUUCAUCCUUCUUCCAUGCUGUUCCGCAAAGAGCAUGUGUUUACUUCAGGCUUUUUGGUGUACAACACAGUGGUGAUGAAUAACGCCAAUGGACAAAUGAAAGACAAGGUCUACAUGUGGGAGGCAUCUUGCAUUGAUGCUGUGGCUGUGAUUCUGUUGGCUACUGGCAUUGACAUCAAGUACAAACAGCGAAAGAUCAUACUCGACAAUUGGAUCCACUUUGAUUGCUUCGCAAGAACUGCAGUUUUACUCAAGUUUUUGCGUCAGGAGUUGAAUAACUGGCUUGCUGAAAAAAUGGAUCAACCAGAUUUGGAUUUGAGUCAGCAUAACGAGGAUGUCUUGGAUGUCUUGGUGAGAACGCUUGAAUCAAAGACAUGUUGA
Molecule: messenger RNA, 4560 nt
Organism: Mucor velutinosus
Lineage: Eukaryota; Fungi; Mucoromycota; Mucoromycetes; Mucorales; Mucoraceae
Exons: 13
Coding region: 1-4560 (1519 amino acids)
Cellular component (GO): intracellular anatomical structure
Molecular function (GO): RNA binding; helicase activity; ATP binding
Source: RefSeq, a predicted model, not a curated record